This is a messenger RNA of Hevea brasiliensis (rubber tree), 2299 nucleotides long. Its product is annotated as phosphoinositide phospholipase C 4. The coding region runs from base 369 to 2138 and encodes 589 amino acids. The record is from RefSeq and is a predicted model, not a curated record. Gene Ontology annotation, molecular function: phosphatidylinositol-4,5-bisphosphate phospholipase C activity. Lineage: Eukaryota; Viridiplantae; Streptophyta; Magnoliopsida; Malpighiales; Euphorbiaceae. Gene Ontology annotation, biological process: lipid metabolic process; phosphatidylinositol-mediated signaling. The transcript has 9 exons.
AAUAAAGAAAAUGUAAUAACCAAAUGUGAAAAGGAUGAUAAUUAUUCACGAUGCUGUUGACUUGCAGUGGUGCAUACACACACUAAUAGAGUAGGCCUGGAGUCUAUUAUCCUGAUAUCAUCAUCAUCGCAUCAUCUUUUGGACACAUGUAUGAAGAUGGAAGAUUAUAGAGAGAAAUUUAGACAUUAUAUGCCACUUCCAUGUGACAACUCCAAAAAGUGUACAAAAGAACUCAGAAAAGCAUACCAAAGGUCACCAGAAAACUUGACAUCAAAACUAGCCCUAAUUAAUUAGAAACCAUUUACAUUUCUUGAUCUUAGGGACUGAAAAGAUUACACAAGCAUUGCACAUCUAUUAGAAGGAGCAAGAUGAGAAUGUGCUUUAGUGGGAACUUUAGAAUCAUGGAGACAGGGCCACCAUCGGAUUUAAAGGAAGCAUUCAUGAAGUAUACAGAAGGCAAGACCUACAUGACGGCAGAACAGCUGCAGCGGUUCAUGGUGGAAGUGCAGGGUCAUGGUGGUGCUUCAGUCGCGGAGGCAGAGCUGAUUGUGGAUCAGAUUUUGCAGAAGCGUCAUCAUAUCACAAUGUGUGAAAGGAGUUGUCUCAGUCUUGAUGAUUUUCACCAUUUCCUUUUCUCAACAGAUCUCAAUCCACCCAUUAGUAAUCAGGUUGAGCAAGAUAUGACAGCACCUUUAUCCCAUUAUUUCAUAUAUACUGGCCACAAUUCAUAUUUGACUGGAAACCAACUCAGCAGUCAUUGUAGUGAUGUCCCUAUUGAAAAAGCACUGAAGAGAGGUGUGAGAGCUGUGGAACUUGAUGUAUGGCCGAAUUCAGCAAAAGAUGAUGUACUUGUUCUUCAUGGAUGGACCCUUACAACUCCUGUGAAGCUAAUUAAGUGUCUGAAGUCCAUUAGAGAGCAUGCCUUCUUUUCAUCUCCAUACCCUGUGAUAAUAACUCUGGAAGAUCACCUCACUGAGAAUCUUCAGGCUAAAGCAGCUCAGAUGAUUACUGGGACAUUUGGAGACAUGCUAUUUUAUCCUGAAACUGAAUGCUUGAAAGAAUUCCCUUCGCCAGAGGAACUAAAACAUAAGAUAAUUAUAUCAGCCAAACCUCCAAAAGAGAAAGGGGACCUUGAAGUUAAAUGCAUGAAGGGAAAGGGAAUUAACCCACUGAAGGAAAAAGAUUCUAGUGAAGAUCUAUGGGGGAAGGACCUAUUAGCCCUUUCAUCUAAUCAGGAAGAUGAUGGAAAGAGUGAUGGUGAAACAAGUGAACAGAAUCAGAAUGAUGAAUACAGAUAUGUCUGUGAUCAUGAACUGCGCCCACAAGAAGCACCUGCCUACAAGCAUCUAAUUUCCAUUAGUGCUGGAAAGCCCAAGGGUGGGUUAAAGAAGGCACUAAAAGUUGAACUUGAUAAUGUUAGACGCCUUAGCUUGAGUGAGCAAAAAUUUGAAAAGGUUAUUGCAUCCCACGGAACAGAUGUUGUAAGAUUCACUCAGAAAAACAUUUUGAGGAUAUAUCCUAAGGGUAUUCGGAUUGACUCCUCCAACUACAAGCCAAUGAAUGCUUGGCUGCAUGGAGCUCAAAUGGUUGCACUUAACAUGCAGGGAUAUGGUAAAUCACUUUGGUUGAUGCAUGGGAUGUUUAGAUCAAAUGGAGGGUGUGGUUAUGUCAAAAAGCCUGAUUUUUUUAUGAAUAUGGGUCCAGAAAAUCAGGUAUUUGAUCCUAAAGCAAAAUUGCCAGUGAAGAAAACUCUAAAGGUUAAAGUUUAUAUGGGGGAUGGAUGGCAUUUAGAUUUUAAGCGAGCACAAUUUACUUUAUUUUCCUCUCCUGAUUUCUAUAUCAGGGUUGGCAUAGCAGGGGCUCCAGCUGAUAAGACAAUGAAGAAAACAAAGACAAGGGAGAACAAUUGGACACCCAUUUGGGAUGAAGAGUUCACAUUUCCAUUGACUGUUCCAGAAUUGGCUUUGCUUCGUUUUGAAGUUCAUGAUCGUAUAAUGCCUGAGAAGGAUGAUUUUGCAGGUCAAACCUGUUUGCCUGUCUCUCAACUAAGGCCAGGCAUCCGUGCAGUCCCCCUCUUCAAUCGGAAGGGAAAUAAGUUCAGCUCAAUGAGACUUCUUAUGCGGUUCGAGUUUCUAUAGAAAGUGCCAAGUUUAGAUUGAUGUAUAGAUGAUAAUCCUUUUUUCAAGGCCAAGUAUGUAUAGAUGACAAUUCAUAUCCAUGCACAUGCUUUUACAUACUUAAUUGGAAACUGCUGUAAACACUCAUUAAAUUGAUGAUCAAGUGGAAUAGGUGAUCUCAA